Messenger RNA from Knipowitschia caucasica, 1089 nucleotides. The record is from the annotation of a GenBank genome assembly. NCBI's taxonomy places the organism in Eukaryota, Metazoa, Chordata, Actinopteri, Gobiiformes, Gobiidae.
AUGGACCAGUUUUUGCUCAACUCCGAUUGCGUCAUGAUAAAAAAAAAAAUGUUCCUGUUUUUAGACUUGAAAGCGUCGCUCACCUCUGCAUCCAGUGGGGGCCGCCGCGUCGCUGCUUCCAUCAGGCCUAGACAGCUCUGGACCCGGGGGGAGCGCAGACCAUUGCCCGCCUCCGAGUCCGUGUUCCCCUCGAGAGUAAUCACCGGGAGCAACGUCCGCGUCAGCCCGUGGUUUGGAGCCGGAGCAGAGGGGAAACUGGAGCCCGUGACGAGACGCGCUCUCCCGGGUGAAGCUCUGCCAGAUGUCCGCUGUUCUGGGAUGGAUGAGAGCGGAGGAGAGAGGUCCCGCCCCCUGUCAGUGCCUCGGCCAAUCACAGAGAGCGGAGGAGAAAGGAGAGCGGUAACCGUGGCAACGCUUCAGGGACAACAACAUAGCAACCGCCUCCGCCUCCAGGUAAACGAGUUCAUCCGACUUCAGACUCAGGUGAUGAGCUGCUGUGGGAUUCCUCUGCAGAAUCGGACGUGUUUCCCUGUCACACUCUUCCGGGUACAGCUGGUCACGUUCCCGUCUCCGUUUGCAGCGCGUCAUCCUCACUCCAGACCUCCACAAGCCGCGGCUCUGCUUCUCCCCUGGUCCCCUGGUCCCCUGCGCCUCCGUCCGGACCGUGUGCCCCCGACCAUGCGUUUGCCGGUCCUGCUGGUGGCCGCCGUGGCUGCCUUCGUGAGCGUGGCGGCGGCAGAGAAGAAGAAGCUGCAGAUCGGGAUAAAGAAGCGCGUGGACGACUGCCCCGUGAAGAGCCGCAAAGGAGACGUGCUAAACAUGCACUACACGGGACGCCUGGAGGACGGCACCGAGUUCGACAGCAGCAUCCCCCGCAACCGGCCCUUCACCUUCACCCUGGGCACGGGACAGGUGAUCAAAGGCUGGGACCAGGGUCUGCUGGGGAUGUGCGAGGGCGAGAAGAGGAAGCUGGUGAUCCCCUCUGAGCUGGGCUACGGCGACCGAGGAGCCCCCCCCAAGAUCCCCGGGGGGGCCACUCUGAUCUUUGAAGUGGAGCUGCUGAGUAUCGAGCACCGGAACGAGCUGUGA